Anthostomella pinea is the source of this 2307-nucleotide messenger RNA. The record is from the annotation of a GenBank genome assembly. NCBI's taxonomy places the organism in Eukaryota, Fungi, Ascomycota, Sordariomycetes, Xylariales, Xylariaceae.
AUGCGGUUCGGCAAGACUCUCCGCGAGUCGAUAUACUCGCCAUGGAAAGACCAAUACCUAGACUAUGCCAAGCUGAAGGCCAUGUUGCGCGAGGACGUUGCCGAAGACGAGGAUGUGCCGUGGACUGAAGAAGACGAGAACCGCUUCUGCGACGAAAUCUUCAACGUCCAGCUCGAGAAAGUCGCCCAGUUCAAAGCCAACACUGUCAACAGCCUCAAGGAGCGCGCCGAGGCAGCCUUCGAGCAAUUACGGGAUAUGACGCCCUCGGAAGACGGACAAAAGAGCGACAUCACGACUGCCCGCAUGAAGGAACUCAAGGGCGAGCUCGACUCCAUCAUCAACGAGGUCAAGGAGCUUAAGAAGUACAGCAGCCUCAACUACACCGGCUUCCUCAAGAUUGUCAAGAAACACGACCGGAAGCGCGGCGACCGCUACAAGGUCCGGCCCAUGAUGAGGGUCAGCCUUUCGCAACACGGCUUCAACUCGGAACAGGCCUACUCGCCCUUGCUGACCAAGUUGUCCAUGAUGUACUACGCCAUCAACCAGAACCUGGAGGAGGGCGAGCCGCAACAGCCGCUGGACCUGGAGCAUCAGCAGGAGGUGCACAAUGGGGAGCGAUACACUGCACACAAAUUUUGGGUACAUCCUGAUAACCUUCUCGAGGUCAAGACGGCGAUCCUCCGACACCUACCUUCCCUAGUCUACAGCCAACAGUCCGCGAAAGAGCUCGAUGGUAAUGACGACCCGAAGAUCACGUCGGUCUACUUCGACAAUUCAAAGUUGGACCUGUACGGGAGGAAGGUCGGCCGUCAGGUUGAUGCCUCUUCGUUGCGACUACGCUGGUACGGCCAGUUAAGCGCGAAGCCCGAUAUUGUUAUCGAGCAGAAGAUAAUACACGAUAACGGCAGCAGCGAGGAGAAGAAGUUUAACAUCAAGGACAAGUACAUCAAACAGUUCCUCGACGGGGAAUACAAGAUGGAGAAGUCGGUUCAGAAGAUGGAGAGGCAAGGACAGCCGGCCGAGGCGAUUGAAUCCUUCAAGACUACCGCUGGAGAGAUUCAAGACUUCAUCAUAAGCCGCAAGAUUGGUCCCGUCUUACGUGCCAACUAUACCCGUACUGCGUUCCAGAAGCCCCUGGACGAUCGAGUGAGGAUAUCCAUCGAUACAGACAUUGCCUUCAUCCGCGAAGACACCCUGGACCGCAGUCGGCCCUGCCGAGAUCCCCAGGAUUGGCAUCGGACGGAUAUUGACAACAGCAAUAUGACGUAUCCCUUCAAGAACAUAAAUCAGAGUGAAGUAUCCAGGUUUCCAUACCCCGUCCUCGAAAUCAAGUCGAAAGAAGAGGAAGGCCGGAAACGGCCUGGAUGGAUAGAAGAUCUGAUGGCCUCCCAUCUGGUUCACGCGGCGCCUAGGUUCUCCAAGUUUGUGCACGGUGUAGCGUCGUUGUUUGACGACUACGUCAAUAACCUGCCGUUCUGGCUCAGCGACCUUGAAACGGACAUUCGGAAAGACCCUCAGAUUGCCCAUGACCAAGAAGAGCAGAGGAAGGCCCAGCGGGCCGAAGACGCACAGGUGGUCGGGAGCUUUUUGGGCACCGGAUCCAAGGGCGCCUCCUACAAGCCCACUGCUAGUUCGCCAUUCGCGAAGUCGUAUCUGUCUGACCGAGCUGCUGCAGACGCCAGGGCCUCUGAGUCACAAGCCCCCAAUGGACGGGGCGAGCCAACGGUCGAAGAAGAGGAUGGCGAGGAGGGCAACGAUGCGCAGUCCAACGGACCUCAACGGGGUUAUGGGACCCUCUCCUCGGUCUUCCCCGGUUUCUCCCUGUCGCGCUACUCCCGCGCCAAGCGGCAACGGGCACAGCUCCCCGAGGGCGUCACGAAGCCGGAGACCUGGAUCAAGAACGCCGGACCGCUACAGAUCGAGCCCAAGGUCUGGCUCGCCAACGAGCGCACGUUCCUCAAGUGGCAGCACAUCUGCAUCCUCCUGGGGACCCUGGCCAUCAGCCUCUACACCGCCGCGGGCGAGAACUUCCUCGCCGAGUGCAUGGGCAUCGCCUACAUCGCCAUCGCGGCCCUGGCCGGCCUGUGGGGCUACUACAUGCUGCAGAGGCGCCGCUCUAUGAUCAUGGAGCGCAGCGGUAAGGACUUUGACAACAUGAUCGGGCCACUGGUCGUCAGCGUGGCUAUGAUGCUCGCGCUCAUUCUUAAUUUCGUGUUUGCUUACCGAGCUGCCUUUUCGAAGCUUGACGCCGACGGCAAGUUGUUCAAUAGUACGACGACCGAAGCCUUUGUUGGAGAGCUUAUCUGA